UUAUUUGUAAGCUUCACAAGAAUCCAUUACUCAAAACUACACAAAUGAUGAACAAUUACUCAAGAAUGUUGCUACUCAUUUGGUUUUCUCUCAUAUCUUGCUUUAAAACCACCACUUCAAAAGAUAGCUUAAGAAUGAGUGAGUAUAUUCGAGAUGGCGAGACUUUAGUCUCGGCAGGUGGAAGCUUUGAAGUUGGUUUCUUCAGCCCCGGAGCUUCGACUCGCCGGUACUUGGGCUUGUGGUAUAGAGAUGCAUCAAGAAACAACACAAUUAUGUGGGUGGCCAAUAGAGAAAGACCCCUUCACAAUAAGUCAGGUGUUUUGAUAUUCAAAGAAACAGGGGAUCUUCAACUUCUUAGUGACACAAACAACACCAUUUGGUCAUCCAAUAUCUCAAGCAAAGCCUUGAGUAACUCGGUUGCACAGCUCUUGGAUUCAGGGAAUCUUGUGGUGAAAAAUGUACCAGAUACUAAGGAGGGAAGCUUUUUGUGGCAGAGUUUUGAUUAUCCAUGCGAUACGUAUAUUCCAGGGAUGAAAUUCGGCCGAGACUUAGCUACCGGCCUAGACAGAUCGCUUUCGUGCUGGAAAAGUACAGAGGAUCCUGCUGUGGGAGAAUAUUCUCUAAGAGUUGAUCCUAGGGGAUAUCCACAGGUAAUGCAAAUGAAGGGUUCUGUUAUAAUUAGUAGAAUAGGAUCAUGGAAUGGCAUUUAUUUUACUGGAACUCCAGUUGAAGGCAUGAGCAUACUUAAGCGUAAUUUCGUGUUGAAUUCGAAAGAAGUGUAUUUUGAGUUUGAAAUACUUGAUAGGUCCAUCUUCUCCAUACUCAAAACAAACCCUUCUGGAGAUGCACAAGUUAUGACUUGGACAAGUCGAACAACAAGCCGGGUUGAAGUUUCCCUAACCGGCGGGCAGUAUGCCUGUGGAAGUUAUGCCUUGUGUGGUUCAAAUUCUGUAUGUAGCAUGGCUGCUGAUGUUGCAACAUGCGAUUGCGUAAAAGGAUACACUCCAAAGUUUCCUGAAAAAUGGUACAUCUCAGAUUGGUCUAGUGGGUGUUCUAGAAAGGUUGCAUUGGAUUGUGAUGAUGUAGUAGGGUUCUUGAAGUACAGUGACAUGAAAUUGCCAGACACAUCUUCUUCAUGGUAUAGUGAGACAAUGAACCUUGAAGAAUGUCAGAAGUUAUGUCUCAAAAAUUGUUCUUGUACAGCAUAUGCAAAUUUGGAUAUCCGCAAUGGAGGGAGUGGUUGCCUACUUUGGUUUGGUAAUCUUACUGACAUGAUGCAAUUCUCAAAAGGAGGUCAAGACCUUUACAUCAAAGUCCCUGCUUCAGAAUUAGGUAAUAGCCAUGGGAAUACGAAUAAAAAGAAGAUAGGAAUUGCAGUUGGUGUGGGUAUUUUUGGAUUAGCAACAUCCAUCGCCAUAACAACAAUAAUUAGAAAUCCAGCAAGAAUACUUAACAGACAUAAGCAAAGACAAGAAGAUAUCAACCUACCAAAAUUUGAUUUCUCACUCUUAGCCAAAGCUACUGAAAACUUCUCAAGCAAUAAUAAACUUGGAGAAGGUGGUUUUGGACCGGUAUACAAGGGUAAGAUGAUAGAUGGCCAAGAGAUAGCUGUGAAAAGACUUUCUAAAAAAUCUGGACAAGGGUCGGAAGAGUUCAAGAAUGAAGUGAUGUUGAUAGCUAAACUUCAGCAUCGUAAUCUCGUGAAGCUUCUUGGCUACUGCAUUCAAGGGGAAGAAAAAAUAUUAAUCUAUGAGUAUAUGCCUAACAAAAGCUUGGACUACUUUGUUUUUGGUGAAGUCAGAAGAAAGUUGCUAGAUUGGCCGAAACGUUUCAACAUUAUUAGUGGUAUUGCUCGAGGACUUCUUUAUCUUCAUCGAGAUUCUAGACUAAGGGUUAUUCAUAGAGAUUUAAAAACUAGCAAUAUCCUACUAGAUGUUGAUUUGAAUCCAAAAAUAUCAGACUUUGGGUUGGCUCGAACAUUCUCAUGUGAUCAAGUCGAGGCUAACACUGAUAGGGUGGCUGGAACAUAUGGUUAUAUGUCUCCUGAGUAUGCAGUGCAUGGACAAUUCUCAUUAAAAUCUGAUGUCUUUAGCUACGGUGUAAUAGUACUAGAGUUGGCAUGGCAACUGUGGACAGAUGAGAGGCCACUAGAACUAUUGGAUGAAGAGUUAAAGGAAGGAUGCAUCCCUACCGAAGUCAUACGGUGCAUACAAGUGGGUCUGUUAUGCGUGCAACAAAGACCAGAAAAUAGACCAGACAUGUCAUCAGUGAUUCUAAUGUUAAAUGGUGAGAAACCAUUGCCCAUGCCGAAAGUUCCUGCAUUUUUAAACUCAUCCUCCUACUUCCUAAUAGGAAAAUCACCAAUGAUGGGUAUGGAUAAUUUAAGAACAUUAGUUAUUUGGUUCUUUCUCAUGUCCUGCAUGAGAACCACCACUUCAUCAGACAGCCUAGGAAUGGCACAAUAUAUCCGAGACGGUGAAUCUUUAGUCUCAGCUGGUGGAAGCUCUGAACUUGGUUUCUUCAGCCCUGGAACUUCGACAAGUCGAUAUUUGGGUGUGUGGUACAGAGAUACAUCAGGAAAUCCAACAGUUGUGUGGGUAGCUAACAGAGAAAGACCCCUUCACAACAAGUCAGGAGUUUUGCAAUUCAACAAAAUGGGGAUUCUUCAGCUUCUUGAUGAGACAAACAACACUGUUUGGUCGUCCAACAUAUCCAGCAAAUCCUGGAGUAACUCAAUUGCACGGAUUUUGGAUUCGGGAAAUCUUGUAGUGACAAAUGGGAAAAAUAUUUAUAACAGCAGCUUUUUGUGGCAGAGUUUUGAUUACCCUUGUGAUACAUUGAUGCCUGGAAUGAAGAUUGGAUGGAACUUUGUUACUGGUCAGGAAAAAUAUGUAUCAAGCUGGAAAAGUGAAGAAGAUCCUGCUGUGGGAGAGUAUACUAUAAAAAUUGAUCCCAGAGGAUAUCCACAAAUAAUGGUAAUGAAAGGAUCUCUUAUAUCUUUCAGAGGUGGAUCAUGGAAUGGCCUUUAUUUUACUGGAUCUCCAUCUCAGAACACACAAACAUUUAGAUCCAAUUUUGUAUUGAAUGGAAAAGAGGUGUAUUAUGAGUUUGAAAUGCUUGAUACUUCCAUUUUCACAGUACUUAAAGAAUACCCUUCUGGUAAUGGACAAUAUCUGGUUUGGACAAGCCAAACAAGAAACAAGGUACAAGUUACCCAGGUUGCGAACCAAGGUGGGUGUGAAAGGUAUGCCUAUUGUGGUUCAAAUGCUAUAUGCAUUGUGGAUAGUAAUGUUGCAAUAUGCAAGUGUCUGAAAGGGUAUAUUCCCAAUCCCAAGUUUCCUAAAUCACAAAAUAUGUCAUAUUGGUCCAAUGGUUGUGAGAGAAAGGUUGCACUGGAUUGCAAUAACACCAAUGGCUUCUUGAGGUACACAGGCAUAAAAUUGCCAGACACAUCUUCUUCAUGGUAUAGUGAGACAAUGAACCUCCAGGAAUGUCAAAAGUUUUGCCUGAAAAACUGUUCUUGUUCAGCAUAUUCAAGUUUGGAUAUUCGUAAUGGAGGAAGUGGUUGUCUAAUUUGGUUUCAUAAUCUUACUGACAUUAUACAAUUCUCACAAGGGGGUCAAGACCUUUACCUAAAAGUCCCUUCUUCAGAAUUGGCUGCUAAUGGCCAUGGAAACAUCAAGCAAAAGAAGGUAGGAAUUGCAGUUGGUGUGAUUAUUUUCGGAUUAAUCACAUGUGUCAGCAUAAUGAUUAUACAUCCAGGGACAAGAAAAAUAAUUUACAGAGAAAAACAGAUGCAAGAAGAUAUUGAUCUACCAGCAUUCAAUUUCUCAGUCUUAGCUAAAGCUACCGAAAAAUUUUCAAGCAGUAACAAACUUGGAGAAGGUGGUUUUGGAGAAGUAUACAAGGGUACAUUGACUGAUGGGCAAGAGUUAGCCAUAAAAAGACUUUCAAAAAAGUCUGGCCAAGGGUUGGAAGAGUUCAAAACUGAAGUGGCGUUGAUAGCCAAACUUCAGCAUCGUAAUCUUGUGAAGCUUCUUGGUUUUUGCAUUCAAGGAGUAGAAAAAAUAUUGGUCUAUGAAUACAUGCCGAACAAAAGCCUGGACUACUUCAUUUCUGAUGAAAUUAGAAGGAAGUUGCUAGAUUGGCCUAAACGUUUCAACAUUAUUAGCGGCAUUGCUCGUGGACUUCUUUAUCUUCAUCAAGAUUCUAGAUUAAGAAUUAUUCAUAGAGAUCUAAAAACCAGCAACAUUUUGCUGGAUGCAAAUUUGAAUCCUAAAAUAUCAGACUUUGGCUUGGCACGAACAUUCUUAGGUGAUCAAGUGGAGGCUAACACAAACAGGAUAGCUGGAACAUAUGGUUAUAUGCCUCCUGAGUAUGCAGUACAUGGGCAAUUCUCAAUGAAGUCUGAUGUGUUUAGCUAUGGUGUGAUAGUACUAGAGUUGUUAAGUGGAAAGAAGAACAGGGAAUUCUCUGACCCGGAAAACUACCUUAAUCUUCUUGGACAUGCAUGGAGAUUAUGGACUGAUGACAGACCAUUGGAGCUAUUGGAUGAAUUGUUAAAGGGAUGCACCCAUUCUGAAGUCAUAAGAUGCAUACAAGUGGGCCUAUUAUGUGUGCAACAAAGACCGGAAGACCGACCAGACAUGUUAUCUGUGGUCCUAAUGCUAAAUGGUGAGAAAUUGUUGCCCAAGCCAAAGGUCCCUGGUUUUUAUAUUGAAAGAGGUGUUACAAUUGAAGCAGAUACCGUGUUGGGAAACGGCACACCGUUUUCAGCCAACGAAAUUUCCAUGACAUUGUUAAAUGCAAGAUAGUAUAUGGACGCGAGAGAGUGACAUGAUUUUAUCUUAUUAUAUGGAAUAAUCAGGUUAUUAUAGCAUGAGUGCAGAAUAGGCUAAGCUUUUAUAGUCCUAGAUUCAAUAUAUUUGCUAUGGAUUUCUACUUUUGUCUUAAAUUUCAACAUAUCCUAACACCUGUGUGGAAUAAACAAAAAGUUCUGUACAUUUUAAGGUAUGUUAGAUGAAAUCUUAUCCCAUCUCAAAAGUUAAUUCUUUUAAUUUAUGUAGCAGGGGUUGGUUGAUUCUUAUCCUAUCUUA
Arachis stenosperma is the source of this 5096-nucleotide messenger RNA. RefSeq lists its product as uncharacterized. Gene Ontology annotation, molecular function: ATP binding; protein kinase activity. The transcript is spliced from 14 exons. Lineage: Eukaryota; Viridiplantae; Streptophyta; Magnoliopsida; Fabales; Fabaceae. Gene Ontology annotation, biological process: protein phosphorylation; recognition of pollen. The coding region runs from base 45 to 4814 and encodes 1589 amino acids. The record is from RefSeq and is a predicted model, not a curated record.